AUGCAACACCCCGUUGAAGACGCGCCUGCCGCCACCAUCACCACUCGCGACCGCAGCGGAAGCUCGGGCUCGAAGCCUAUGUGGGGUAGCGCAACUUCGCUUGAGACGGGAGAGCCUUCUGCUAUCCCCGCCGGAGAUCUCCGCACAUCGAGUGCGCAGAUGCAGCGCUUGCCGUUCGCGGCUAAAGGGGGUUCGUCGGCGAGGGGGCAGAUCUCAGAGGAGAGGGAGUUCUGUGGGCGUGGCUUUGGGUCAGCAUCACUGGGCGCCAACUACUGGACAAGAAAGUACUAG
This is a messenger RNA of Peniophora sp. CBMAI 1063, 291 nucleotides long. The record is from the annotation of a GenBank genome assembly. NCBI's taxonomy places the organism in Eukaryota, Fungi, Basidiomycota, Agaricomycetes, Russulales, Peniophoraceae.